Messenger RNA from Podospora anserina S mat+, 234 nucleotides. RefSeq lists its product as uncharacterized. The transcript has a single exon. The record is from RefSeq and is a predicted model, not a curated record. The coding region runs from base 1 to 234 and encodes 77 amino acids. Lineage: Eukaryota; Fungi; Ascomycota; Sordariomycetes; Sordariales; Podosporaceae.
AUGCACCCUGUUGUAGAGAGUGAUGCUGCACUUGGGGCAGAAGAACCACCUCACCCGCUCUGUGUCGAAUGCGUACAUGCCGAGAUCUUUCUCUCCUGGUGUCAGGAGGGUAAAUGUCGACGACCCGUCGUCCCCGGGGUCUGUGAGCAUGGUGCCCAUUUUGAAGCAGACGCGACAGUUGCAUCUGGUGGCGUUUGCUCCAUGGAGAGACGGAGGUGGUUUGGUGAAGUCUAG